Messenger RNA from Ceratina calcarata, 8105 nucleotides. Its product is annotated as transcription factor E2F3. Gene Ontology annotation, biological process: regulation of transcription by RNA polymerase II. The transcript is spliced from 8 exons. Lineage: Eukaryota; Metazoa; Arthropoda; Insecta; Hymenoptera; Apidae. The record is from RefSeq and is a predicted model, not a curated record. Bases 2362 to 3717 code for a protein of 451 amino acids. Gene Ontology annotation, molecular function: RNA polymerase II cis-regulatory region sequence-specific DNA binding; protein dimerization activity; DNA-binding transcription factor activity, RNA polymerase II-specific. Gene Ontology annotation, cellular component: RNA polymerase II transcription regulator complex.
CGCAUAAUCGCUCUCUGCCUCGUCGUCCGCUGGCUCGCCUCGUUCGCUCGCUCGCUCGCUCGCUUGCUCUCGUAUGCAUGGCCGCUUCGGUGCGUGGCUUGCGGUUUAUUCGCGACUUACGCAUUCCCGUGUUCGAUAAAGUAGCGAUACGCCCGUUGUUCAGCCGCGAUCGAACGAUCCGCGCGACGUCAGGAAACGGAGUAGCGGCAGAUAACACCGUACGAACCUACGAUCAACGUUAACAGCUGAUCGCGGUCGUUUUCUAUACCCGGUGAUACGGAUGAUGUCGACACGUUUUCCACCGCCGCGAUGAUAAGAGAAAAAGAACGCGAUUAUUCGGCCCUCGACAGACCUUGCGACCUGUGCGGUUUCCACGAGCGGAAGAGAGGAAUAAAAAGAGGGACAGUAAGGUUCGUCGCUAACAUCUGGGACCUGAAGCCUCGUGCACACGAGAUCGUUCGUUUCUACGCGUUUCCUGUGUCUUCGCACGUUUCAGACCUCGUUAUUCGACGGGUCGUAGUAAACGGCUGAGAAACGAUCCCGUCGUUCGCGUGUUUCGCGUCUAGGAGCACUCGUUCUCCGAAUCGAUGGGCUAGGGUAGUUCCACAACCAAUACCGUCGACGCCAGUUAACUAGUUUAGUUUUAUCUGUAAGAUAACGUCCUUCCAAUCAAUGCCUACAUCUCGUGCAUCGCUCCCAACCUUCGAACGCGCUUUGCCCCUGCGUGCUAUCGGCCCUCGUAAUUUCUACUCGUUCACCCGGGCGAACCACGAGAACCACGCAGUUCGGACAAGUACAGUUUGCUUCUAAAACUGCUUGCAACGGAAGGCGGUCGUAACACGACCGUCCUGCCGGCGUGCCUCUUUAAACCACACCCGGAACGUUGCCUCGUGUUCUUCGAGACGCUUGCUCUUUUUUCCGAAAAUUCUCGUACGCGUCCGCACCGUGGGCCUGCCUCCGCUCAGGCGCGUAACGAGUCCUCUGUAAACGGAGACCUUAGGAUUUAAAAUCCUUUUUUUCCCCCUUUUUGGCGGCUUCUGGCUCCCGGUUUUCCCGUCUCGUAAAAGAGGAUGCAUCCUCCACUCUCACGGACUUGUCCUAAGUUUAGGAAAUCAGCGAAGAGUCCUCAUCGAAUAAUAAUAAGAAUAAUAAUAACAGCUGCGUCUGUUAUUUGUAUGUUUAUAAAAACGAUUCUUCAAUUCGUAGGCUUCAUGUAUACAAAUUUCAAUUUUGUAUUUUCAUACUGACACGGUAAUCGUAAUGCCUCUCAACGUAUAAGAUCUGCAUUUUAUUGCUGGUAGAGGAUCGUAGAAGUAAAUCGAUUUUGCGCGUUUCAAGAAAUCAAGUUAUGAAAGGAAAUAAGCUUGUUUUAAUUCCCCUCGUUCACGUCUGCAGCUGCUCGAAGUACAAUGCAAAAAUUGAUCUGCAGUUUUCACCAGAUGUUCCGUACUUACGAAAUUGUUACCUCGUCAUUCAGCCGACCACUUCCGUUUCGCGAAACGAUUAUUUUUAACACACGAUUAUGCAUUGAGCAAGUCGAUUCGUAAGGAAUGAUUUUAUUCCUGUACAAAAUUUCCUUCUUAUCACGUGCAGCUCGAGUAUCGACGAUUUACGCGUCAACUCGUUGAGUCACUGUUACGUUACCGUUGAUCAAGCAAUCGUAUUCAUUUAAUAUUAUUUAUAAUAGCGGAUAUUCUAUGAUAUCUCCACGUAAAUAUUUCGUUUGGACGCGAAGCGUUUGCCACUUCCUCUGCAAAAGACAAAUGCGACGUUCUUUGGAAAACGUGUUCUAUUAUUAGGCUCUACGAAUGUUGCUUGAUUCAAGUACAAAAACCUACUCCCCUAUGCUGUCUGUUCUUUGAUAUGCAUCUAAAAAGUCGUAUCUCCUUAAACGCGCUAUAGAGACCGAAUAAAAUCCACUCGCGAAUGGAUGGCACUGUGAAAAAGUCGCCAACGAAGGGACCAAGACCGAUCGAAAUUGUAAUCAGAUCCGCGCACCUUGCCGUCAAUCAUUUUUACGUAUAAGUAGUAUAUUUUUGAUAAAGCGUACAUACAUAUAUAUAUAUACACUACCGAUACGCAACAAGGUUAACAAGGUACACGACGUUGCUGUUAAAAUGUUGCGAGUUCUUCGUUCGACUUCUCUCCGUCACCGAUCCGAAUUUAUUUGAAACCAGUGUCGAGUAACUGCACCUACACGUACAUUUCCGAUGAGCAAUUAAAAAUCCAACGCACACUUAUUAACCUUCGCACAAGAACAUGCAACGUACCAGAUGCAUACACCGAAAACGAUUCACAAAUGUAUCGACGUAAUCAACGUCCGUCUCACAAUUGCUAAUUCUGUUUUAGUAAACAAUAAAAAUGCCUCGAGUAAGGAGACAAGUGGUCCUGGAAGACCCUGCCAGGCCUGUGACACCAGACAUGGUCGAAACGAAAUUACUGAAGACAGAAUUCCUGGACGAUGGUUCUCUGGACGAGGUGCAGGCACAGAAGGUAUCUGAAGAGACGCCGAGUCCGCAUCUGCAAGAUCACCAAUAUGGACAGACACCUUGUUAUCAAGUAAUGAGGAAGCCCGCGCAGCCACCACCGAGAACUGAGCAAAUAUCGGUACAGGCAGUGAAACGAAGACUGAAUUUGGAAAUGGGAGCUACUGGCCCCAGCCAAUCUGCCUUUAAGGCCCCUAGAGGUAAACGCAGGAGAUCUGGAUCGAGUUCUCUGGCUAGCCACACACCCACGAAAAGUAAAACGGUGGAGAGGACGCGGUACGACACAUCGCUGAGCUUACUCACGAAAAAGUUCAUAAACUUAGUCGAGAGCAGUCAGGACGGUGUCGUAGAUUUGAACGUAGCGUCGGAAAAAUUAGAAGUACAGAAGCGUCGUAUAUACGACAUUACGAACGUAUUGGAAGGCAUUGGUAUCUUAGAGAAGAAAAGCAAAAAUAAUAUACAAUGGAAGGGCGGUCAGUUACCUAACGAAAGGAACGACAUCGCUGAUCUCAGGAGAGAAGUGGCAGACUUGGAAGCUAAGGAGAACAUGCUGGAUCGAUUGAUCCACGGUGCAGACAAAAACCUUAGGGAACUUUGUGCAGACAGACAAUACGCUUACGUGACGUAUCACGAUUUACGUUCUGUCCCGAUAUACAAUGACCAAGCUAUCAUGGCGGUGAAAGCUCCGCCGGAAGCUACCCUCCAUGUUCCGCAACCUGUUAAUAAUCUAGGUCAACAGAAGCUUCAAAUGCACAUGAGGUCGUCUCACGGAGAGAUAGAGGUGUUCCUCUGUCCCGAUGAUCCCGCGGUUAACAAAACGUCUCCCAAUCCGGGCUACACGACGACGCAACCUGUGCCUUCGUCAAAAGAAUCCGAAAUACCUCUCCUACCUCCGGAACUGCUGGACGACGAAGGAAGCGGGGUCCGGGUCGAGCCCGUGCCUACCGUCGAGAGUUCGUUGAGCACGCGUAUGUGCACGCCGGUCGUAUCCACAGUUACCAGUUUAUCAGGCAUGAGGGACGCCCUUCUCUGCGAAUCCGACGAUUACGGGCCAAUGGGCGGCGGGAAGUUCCAACUCCAAACCGAGGAUCAAAUGAGCACCACAGAUCUAAGUAUUCUCGAUUUCGGAGAGCACCUGCUGUCGCUGGAACCGCCCCUAUCCGAAAACGACUAUUCGUUCUCGUUAGGCACGGAAGAAGGGCUCUCGGAUCUCUUUGAUUUUAAAUUUUAAUCAGAUAUCGUCCUUAAUCGUCGUGGCACACAGCACACAACCCCCCCGUGUUUUAGACACCAACCCCUCUGAGUUCGCCUCCCCAUUCAGAUUAUCAGAAAUCAUUACUGACACGAUUUUCUUUUUCGUCUGAUCGAUCAGCAGUUCUCGAGGGAAAUCAAUCAAUUAGAAUAGAAUUCGUCGUUCAGUUAGGGUAAUCAAAGCACGGAAUCAUUUCGACGAUUGAUCAACGACCUGUUAACUAACACGAACGAAUCACGAAAACAAUCCUUGGCUCUCUAACUCCGUCACGGUUCGAACUUACGCGAAAAUUUUAUUAGCAAGUCUGGCCGGUGAAAUUUUAUACACGAAAAAUUGCUCAGCGAACACAAGCUAACGAAUCUUCGUAGACUUCGGUUUCUUAAAUCCCAUCGGAAGAAUCUGUAAAUAGAGCGACACACACACACUGACGAGUACCUAGACAGAACGGUGCUGUAAUAUUUUGUCGAGACGCGUUCAACAAGCGUUCCUCGGAAUAAUUGGCCGCGCAUUAGUCAGGGUCGCUAACAAAAUUCGAUGAAGCAAAGCUGGAAGGUGCAUCGGACACGGAAGGGAGAAACAUAUCACGCGCGGUGAGUACUUCCGGCUUGGCCGAUUGACUUUCCACGGGAUAAUAAAGAUUGUAAAUGUGAUUUUGGGGGGCGGAAGCGCCGUUUUCUUGUGCAAUGUGUAUUAAUACUGUAAAUGAUGUAAGCGUACGAAUGCUCGGGAAAGGGAGAAACUGAUUUUUUAAAGAGACGAGAGACUGGAGUUGUAUCGGCGAACAACCACGAUCGUUUUUUUUUUUUUUUUUUAUUUUUAUUUUUCCUCGAUCGACACGUUCGUCGAUCCGCCUUUCGCUUGAACGGUCGUACGACGGUUGUUAUUUAUUACUAUUAUUUUUAUCGUAAUCAAUUGAGCGUGCAUGAAUAAACGAAGAAACGGAUAAAUCGAAGAGUAGGUUUAAUUUUUGCAGUAGAUCAACGUUAGAUCGUACAGAUUUUUGAUGGAUCGCGGAACGUGUCGAUCGAACUGUAUAAAGAUCACUUAGUAGAAUCGGUAGAAUGGGAAAGUAAUUUUGACGGGACACGUCCCUCUUAGAGUAAUCUGUCGACGUGAGAUAUGUAAUCAGAGGCGCAUUCUCCGGACGGUUGCUUCCUCUUGUCGCCGGACUGACAAUUACAUUGUUUUCUUUCUUUAUCUAAAUUGCGUGCUUAAUCCAAGAGAAGUCCGUCCGGGAAGAAGCUGCGUUUUAAUUAUUACGGAAACUCCAGACGCGUAGUAGAUGAAGAGAUAGUAUAAAACAAAAAAGUGAGCAAGGUGAGGAGACGAAACGGCGACCAGCUCAUUGGGAGGCAUCGCUUUUAUUCUAUAUACUUUUGUAAUCGAUCAAAUUUCCCGAACGAACGGGGGGAUGGCGGGAGAAUUUGUAUAGCUAGUUGAUGCACGAACGAGCGCGGGAGGGAAAGAGAGUCGUAUAAAUAAUUGAAUUUAUUUACCGGGACACGUAUGCGAGGAACAAGAAUGAUACACACGUACACAUUGUUAUACCACGAUAUUCGGUCCCAUCGAAGAGAACGCUGUUCGUUCUAGCCGCAAGUCGUCGUCGUCAUCGUCAGCGAUCAUCAAUUCAUUCCACGGCGAAACACGGAGACGAACUCGAGCAUACCACGAAGAUAAAUUUUAGGCGUGCAUGUAAACGGGACUCGACGAACCGUCUAAGAUUCUUUUUCGGAACGCAAUGCAAUUUAAUGAAAGAGAGGGAGAGCGAGAGAGAGAGAGAGAGAGAGAGAGAGAGAAGGGGCUUUCGAAGAGAAUCUUGCACCGGUGGGCCUCGCCUUCCUCUCGAUAAACGAGAAACGACGCUCCCGAGGAAGCCGAGGACCCACUGGGAAGUAACGUCUCAGCUGGAAGUCUCUUCAGGAUGUACCCUAAACGUGCAACUUAGUGUACGUCCAAAGCCAUAGUGCCUACACAAUAAUGAUCACACUCUUCUGCAAAAAGAACUGUAAAUAAUUUACGUACUGUACGAAAAUAUAUGAAUAUAUAUAUAUGUAUUAUAUAUAUACACACACGGACACACACGGACAUGAGGACAGACAGAACGACAAGAUGUGACGACACCCGAUGAACAAAGAGAAAUAGGAAAUCAGAUGCUGCGGACACCUCAUCGCGAUUAUCAUGGAAUAUUCAUUAGUUAGUUUUAAUUAUGAUUAACAAUUAAUUAUCGAUGAAUUACACGAGGAAAAUGUUAGUUUAUAAAUUUCACUUAUUAUACAUAUACGUGUAUGUAAUAAGUACGUACGUUUUAUAGUCAAACGAAUUUCGUGCAGAAUAACAAGCGGGACUGUCGUACGAGGAGAAGGUGCUUGGAAAAAUCGUAUUCUCUCCUGUCGAGCGCAGAGACACGUUUUAAUGAACCGCCGCCGACGAACGAAACGGGAAAUGAACAAAAUAUUCCUUUAAGCCGCGUGUAUUUAUUUCUACGAUUAAUCGUUCCAGGGAGGUAAUCGAAAAAACGGCAACGAUCAUUUAUUCUGCACAAUAUUCGACGAACUGCAACACCUGUCUGCGACAGAGAGGGUUGUACUAGUUUUGGUUUUCGUUCUAUUAAUUUUUUCUCGAUUAAAAUAGUGGCGUCGCGCAUUUUUUCUUUUUUUUUCACACGCAUCGUGCAACGAGAGGUGAGGCAAAUGGGAGAAAGAUGAGAAAAAUGAUGAAGAGGAAUCGAGAGUGCGUGGGAGGGAGAGAACGUGUGAUGUGGUGAAUAUUAAUAAUUGAUGCGAAUGUUUGAUGGUCGACGGUCCGAUUUCGAUCUCGACACACCAGUGAGAAAUUAACGAUAUUUUCUACCUGAAUGUUAGCGGGGAUCUCGACGAAGUCUGGGCGCGGACGGGCCUCCGACGGAGUGUAAUUAAACGAUGCGCAUCGACAAGUGUAUAUUUACUACGUCACUUAAAGAGAAUAACGCAACCAGGAAUUCCCGGCGUCCUCAGAUUUUCAUCGAGAUCUUUUUAUAUUAACUUAUCGCGCGGAUGGCAGUCCAUCGAUUUUCAUUUCGUUUUUUUUUUUAAAAAAAAAGAACUCGAUUAUUUGCGGGUACCUCUGGACCGCUUCUGGCAGUCUGUCGAAUAAGACCGAGCAUGAUUCAAAACAGAUCUUCUUUAUUUCUGUUUUCGAUCAACGAGAAUUUUACGAUUUUUACUUAACGCGGCAUCGAGCAUGGGAAAAUAAAUUAUUGUCACUGUUCCUGCAGACUACAACGACGACUUCGUUAUUUGAAUUAUAUAGAGGAUGAGUAAGCGCGUUGUUUUGUACAGGCGUCGUAUGUAAUUUCGAAAGUAGCAUGAAUCAGAAUCCGUUGAUAGUCACUUUUACUUCUUUUGAAAUACUACCGUUGGUCUGCGUGCUAGUGCGUGUACGCUGUACACGGAAACAAUUUUCUACGGAUGUAUAUUUGAGAGACUGUUCAGAGAUAAUGCGAGGAAACCAACGUAUUGAUCCCGAUCGAUCAUCGUCGAACGAUUAGUGGGAGAAAUUUGAGCGACGUAUGUAUCGAUACGACGAACGAUUGUCACGUUCCACGGGCCACGGCUCGUCGGACGGCAAAUUGAAGAAAAAGAAAUUAAAAGGAAGUUACAAAAUAUAAACUUGUGUAACGUCAUAGGGACAUCUGAUGUUUAUUAAUUCUCCACAACCUUCGCUCGUUCCAAAAACGGGAACGUGAUUUUUUAUCGGAACACCCUACUAAAAGCUCGAGAAAUUCUUUCACAGACAGCGACACACACAUUUUGCAUGCCAAUAAGAAACUGACUAAUAAUAACUUAACAAGAAAGAGCAGGUAUCUUUUAAUAAGUACAAACAAUAAAUCGUCAGAACUUAAUUCCGUUUCAAGUGGACAUGCGAUUAGUAUACAUAAGUGAUUUAAAAUCGAACAAUUUUGUUACUAUAUUUCGAUGACAAUUCUUUGAACAGAAGAAAACAUUCGAAGUAUAUCUGAGCGCAUUGAAGUCUCGAUCGGCUCGGAGCUGGAUUUGAAUCUGUUCGAAGGGAAAUACGCAUGCGCGACAUGUGACGAAGUAACGUGUAAUGCGCGCGUUGUUGGCAUUCGCGUCUCGGGACGCGCCGGAGGAACACGGAGGACUGUACAUGCGUUUCUUAUUAAUGUAUAUUCUUACAAUUAGCUAUAUGGUGUUACAUACAGAAAUAAAGUCUAAACAUUAAUGUAUAUACCAUCCCUACGACACUAUUGGAUAUUUUCGUACUUUGUAUCGAUAUAUUACAUAGGUUCAGAUAAGCUCUAGGUAACCGUCGUACAUUUCACGAAUUGUACAUUUGGCUGACAAAAAUAAAUAAUUGUUGUUAUGUCA